Messenger RNA from Cuscuta epithymum, 1743 nucleotides. Lineage: Eukaryota; Viridiplantae; Streptophyta; Magnoliopsida; Solanales; Convolvulaceae. The record is from the annotation of a GenBank genome assembly.
UUAGAUAAAAUGACUCAAAUUGGGAUGAAAAUGAAAAUACUUCAUAUGAAAUCUAGAGCCGACGUACGAAAAAAAUCUUGAUCAAAUUGUUUACGUCGACAAGACCCGACCCGGUAUAUUCAUCUUUGGUCCCUGAGUAAUCUUUUCAAAGUUCUCACUUCUCAGCCUCAAUGAAUUCGACUCUUGAAGCACCUUCUGCUAACAGUCCAGUUUAACUUCAUAGAAAGAGAAUCCGUAGCAUUCCAUGUCUUCCUCUCUGCUUCUCUCCCGGCCUCCUGGUCCGGCCACCGCCGGCUACUGUACGGAUGCUUCUAUUGGGUUUCAAAAGUCAAGUUUUCUUUCCACCACGAAGCUGAUCUUUCCACCCUCCAGUUCCAACCGUAGAACUAAGAAGAGCGGAUUGAUAGGAGGUUGCUCUUACCGAUCUCCCGUAGCUUCCAAGUCUAGCAACCCCAUACCCAAACAGUUCCGAGGGGAGAAUCUCAAAGAUGGGUUGAUGGAAAAUUAUGAAAAUAUUCCUCAGUCCCUCUACGGCCUUACUCCAUCACAGCUGAAUAUCUUCAUGAAAGAAGACAAUCCUGUAAACAGGCAAUCUAAAAGUGUGAAUGAGGAAAGCAUAUCGUCAAGGCACAAUUAUUUGAGCGAAUCUGGGCUGUGGACCAAUGAUGAUCCUGAAAUGCAGAGUAUGAGUAUGUCCAUGUAUAGUAGAAUGGCUGGUGGGCCCAUUGGCAGAUACGAUUCUGAGCCUCCCGAUUUGCCAUCAGAGCUUCUUAAAGCUCGAAUUGUGUAUCUGGGCAUGCCGAUUGUGCCAUCUGUUGCUGAGCUUGUUCUUGCUCAGUUCAUGUGGUUAGACUAUGAAGAUACUUCAAAGCCUAUAUAUCUUUAUAUAAAUUCAUCUGGCACUCAGAAUGAAAAGAGGGAGUUGGUUGGUUCAGAAACAGAUGCAUAUGCAAUAGCUGACUCCAUUGGUUUCUGCAAAUCAGACGUGUACACAGUGAAUGUUGCUAUGGCACAUGGUCAAGCAGCUAUGCUUUUGGGAAUUGGGAAGAAAGGCUACCGAGCUGUACAGCCACAUGCUUCCACAAAACUGUACCUGCCUAGUGUUGGCAGAUCAAGUGGACCUGUUACUGAUAUGUGGAUUAAGGGAAAGGAGCUGGAAGCAAACACAGAUAGUUACUUGGAUCUAUUGUCAACGAGUGUGGGUAAACCAAAGGAAGAGAUAGAGAGAGAGAUUCGGCGGCCUAAAUAUUUGUCACCACAAGAGGCCAUUGACUAUGGCCUUGCAGACAGGAUUAUUCAACCAGAAGAUGAUGCCUUUGAUAAGCCUGCUGAUGAUAUGCUUGCCCGAUCAAUAGCAAUGAGGAGAGCAGCGGCAGCGGGGCAGGGGCCAACUGCUGGCUCUGGGUAUAAUAGAGGUAGGUAGAUACGCAACCACAACCCAGCCAUUGACCAAACCUUCAUUACAAUACUACAAUUCAGUUCUUGUUUAGCACAAAAAUUUGAAUGGGAUCUUUAUGUGUCUGUUCCUACUUGUAAUCCCUUAGGAGUAUAUGGGGUUGAGGUCUCUGUCCAAUGCAUUUACCUUUUUUAUUACACUGUUACUUUAACCAUUUGGGUUAACGGCAUGUAAAGUAUUGUGAAUGAAGUCCCCUAUGCACUAUUAUUGUGUUUGUCUACAAAAUAAAUAUGUAUUGGGGAUACUUUCCCCUUCCCUUUGUUAAGUGUCCUCUCAGCUAUAAUCAU